AUGGUACACGCGUUUAUAAGCUCUGGCAUCCUGGGAAGUCAGUAUCUGGGCUUUGCUGAGGCUGCUAAGAUUGGCAAUGUUGGUGACAAAUAUAUUGACAAAAGUGAGGCACUGGCAUCUUGAAUAUCGUUUAUAUCUUCUAAAUUUUUGUAAAACAUGAUAAGUGCUAUCCAUCUACCCAAAACCCCAAUUCAAAUUUUGAGGGCUGGGGACAACAUACCCCAUAUAAGCUUUCCAUGAAUGGGAAUGGUAUUGCAAUUUCUUGAUUUAUUUUUUUCGGACAUAGUUUUUCUGACUUAAUUUUGCCUGUAAAAUGUUCAGUUCUACUUUAGGGUUAUGUCUUGAUACAUAUGGUAUAAGAGAUUUAUGUAGAUGUCAUUGCUUUGUAGUGUAUCACAAAAUGGGCUACAUCGGCACAGUAACUAGAACUGUAGAAGACUCACUGUUAGAGAAGAUAAGUGAAGCCCGUAACAAGGAUUCAUAUCACAAAAACAAUGGUGGAGUAAGUCUGGUUGUGACCUCAACACUUUCACUUUUACAAUAACUUGUAACUUACCACAUCUACAAUUUAAACAAUAUUUUAUAUACACCUUGUUAUCAGACUGUCAUCACUGAUUGCUGCCAUGACUCAACAGCCAAUGCUUACUAUUUAACCGCUACAAUAUUAUCUUAUGAGUAAGUAUAUUCACUUUAAAGCCAGUGACAUAAGAAGGGCUGAAUUAACAAUUUACUUUUACACUAUAUUUAUCACAUCAAAUAAUAUAUUCUUUUGACAGAACCAAACAGUUGUUAGCAACUCAGACAGUGACUAAGGAAGAGUUUCGUAGUUCACAGACUCAUGAGUUUGAGGCAAUGAAAAAGAUUAUCGCCACAGUUCAGGCAACAGGUACCAUGAAUAUUUAAUUUCCUGCACCAUGCAUUACACACUGCUGAGGUCAUUAUGACAUCAGUGAAUACCAUCCAAUUUUGGGAAACUGCUUUGAAUUAAAAGGCAUAAUGUAAUUAUUAGCCCUUAUUCAAUAAUAUUGUUAUUAAUAGAAAGCUCCUUAUGUUACCAUAAAUGGUGAUUUAACUGCUGAUGUGGUAGUGAGAGGUUUUUACCUUCAUUUUAAAUGAUUUUAUUUAAAAGGGAUCUCACGUUGUUUACUAAAUUUAUAAUUUCUUCCUUCAGGCCUCAGUGUAAGAGAAGUUGCUCAUGAUCUUGUACCAAAAAUCAAGAACUGGCUGUUGACCCAAAACAUACAGAAUUCAUUUGACACUUGGCAUGGUAAAAUACUAUUUUUGCUGUGUCCUAGAUCCCAUUAUAGCUGUAGAGAACACAAAAAAAAGCUUAAGUUUGAUAAUAUAUACAUUUCUUUCACUUUUUCUGUUUUCUUGAUAUGGAUCAAUUCCCACGCUUUGACAUUUUGUCAGUCUAACCAGUGAGCUAAUGACUCUUCUAUCUCUGUUGCCACUUUUCAGGAACAAAGGGCGUGGCCAAAGCCAUAAAAGAAAUAAGUAGUGCUGCACAGAAGUGGGAGGGGAAAAAGUUGUUUGAAGAAAUCUGAGCUAUCUCAGCGUAAGUGAUAGCAGCUUAUUGUUUGCUUUCUUAAAACUGUAAAUAAUAGGCUUAAAUGUUAUUGCUGCUUUCCUCUAAAACACCAUUUCUUGUUUGUAAAUGAUAAGACCUUUAUCAUCACAUUUUCAGAGGCAAGUGUGAAGCGCCAUUUCUACUACACUAUGAAGAACUGCUCAAGUCCAGAUGAUCUGAGGCGAAGGCUCUUGACUAAAGUAGAUCACUACCAGGUUUGAAUAGUACUGUAGAUGAAUGCUUCAUGUCUUUGUUACAUUCAAAACUUUCUAGCAUAAAUAACACAAAAAAGAUAGGACAUGUUCUGUGUGGUUGUAGUAAUAGCUUUGCACUAUACUUAGACUAAUGCUUUCCAUUUCAGAGCAAUCACACCCACUGUGAUCCUGAAUCCAAAUGUAAAAAAAAACCCUGAGUAUAGGUGCAGUAAAGUAAAACUCACUGAUUCAGGUGCAAUAGCAGUACUGCAAAAAUUCAUCUUGGAAUCAAGAGUCUACAAACUUGCUGAAGACUACUACCUGGUAAUGCAGAAAUCAAUAUUACUACAUUCCUUUUAUAUAAUUCCUAAAAACUAACAUCGAGGGAUAAAAAAAACAUUCAUUAGGGUAGAAAACUAAAAAGUGGUCUAUGUGAACCUGGUUGUUUAAUGUUUUAAACACUCAUGUAAUAUCUAUUUAUUUAUAGUGCCAUGACACUUACUGGGUAGAAUCCUUCAACAAUGUUAUCCUUAUCUACUUGUAUAAUGAUGUCAUAAUAAUAUAA
This is a messenger RNA of Porites evermanni, 2329 nucleotides long. The record is from the annotation of a GenBank genome assembly. Lineage: Eukaryota; Metazoa; Cnidaria; Anthozoa; Scleractinia; Poritidae.